Messenger RNA from Penicillium brasilianum, 844 nucleotides. The record is from the annotation of a GenBank genome assembly. Lineage: Eukaryota; Fungi; Ascomycota; Eurotiomycetes; Eurotiales; Aspergillaceae.
CGCCCAGUCAAUUAUCGGUUGGGUUGGUCAACUAUCUGUUAAUUUGGUCAAUUAGCCAUAACGAAAACCCUCAAAGAGGCAUUUGAACUAUCUUGUCACCUUACUCUGCCUGAUCUUCGUUACAAUAUUAGAUCAACCAUUCUACUCGAUAGCAAAGCCAUACAAAACAAGAAAAAAUCAUGACCAAGUUCUGGAUCCUUGCUAGUUACCUAGCGGCGACAUUCUCAACCGCUACAUUCGCCAGCCUUCUUCAAGAGCAGAACGUUCCACUCAACAUCGCUCUCGAGAUUGCACAAGGUGCGGUCGAGGCCUGCGCCAAAGAUUCAUAUAGCGUUUCAGCAGCCGUUGUUGACCGUGGCGGUGUACUUCGGGCCCUCCUCCGGUCUGACAAUGCCGGAAUUCACACCCCCGAUGCGGCGCGCCGUAAGGCCUACACAGCAGUGUCGUCGCGUACGGCGACCAGCACUAUGGUGAAAAAUAUUCACAACCCUAGCGCCGCUCAACUCGUAUCCAUUGACGACUUCCUCAUUCUCGCUGGUGGUGUGCCAAUCAAAAUUGGAAACGAGACGAUUGGCGCUAUUGGUGUUGGUGGUGCUCCUAGCGGAGAUCUUGAUGAAGGCUGUGCGAUAGCCGCACUCAAGCAAGUGACGGACAAGCUGAAGUGAAUCAUUUUCUUAGUUUCGUCUCAUUAGAGGUUUAUGAUGGCCCCGGGAGUAUCUAGUCCGUUCUUACUAGAAAGCUCAGUUGAUGUAUACGGUUGCCUGGUAGGAGGAAAUGUUAGGUUUUAUAUUGAUGUACUCAAAUAGAACUAAGAGAAUAUACUGAAUAGGAAUUAUAGUGGAAG